Molecule: messenger RNA, 2101 nt
Organism: Somion occarium
Lineage: Eukaryota; Fungi; Basidiomycota; Agaricomycetes; Polyporales; Cerrenaceae
Source: the annotation of a GenBank genome assembly
AUUAGGUUUUCUCAAUGCAAAUUGAGCAGCUAGCAUCUUUCUUUCCUCCUCUCUACUACCAUGUCUGCACCCAUCGCGUUGCUAUCGGUCUAUAACAAGACUAACCUGCUUGAGUUGGCGACCGGGCUGCACAGUGCGGGUGUUAGGCUCCUGGGUUCCGGAGGGACCGCGAAGAAAAUUAGGGAGGCAGGGAUUCCUAUUGAGGAUGUCUCUGACAUCACCAAGGCUCCCGAGAUGCUCGGAGGCAGAGUGAAAACUCUCCAUCCUGCCGUCCACGGUGGUAUUCUCGCUCGAUCUAUUCCAUCUGAUGAGCAGGACCUCAAGGCCCAGUCUAUUGCUCCUAUCUCAAUCGUCGUUUGCAACCUUUACCCGUUCACUGAGACAAUCUCAAAGCCCGGCUGCACCAUCGCCCAGGCAGUCGAGGAGGUUGACAUUGGUGGUGUUACCCUUCUCCGUGCAGCUGCUAAGAACCAUGAGCGUGUCUCUGUUCUCUCCGAUCCUGCCGAUUACAAUGAAUUCCUCGAAUCAUGGAAGAACGGUCAAGGAGAUGUAGGACAAGCGAUUCGUUCCAAAUUGGCUUUGAAAGCAUUUGAGAUGACCGCGAAGUAUGAUGCUGCAAUCAGUGGAUACUUCAGGGAACAGUAUGCCUCCUCUGAUUUGCCCAAGGAGAAGUUGGCUGCCCCCGUACAGAGGAUGCCUCUUCGAUAUGGUGCCAACCCUCACCAAAAGCCUGCUCAGGCAUAUGUUACGGAAGGAGAACUUCCUUUCAAAGCUCUCUGCGGAUCUCCCGGCUACAUCAACCUUUUGGAUGCUUUGAACUCCUGGGGACUUGUGAAGGAACUUCAGGAAGCUCUCAAUCUCCCUGCCGCAGCUUCAUUCAAGCAUGUCUCCCCUGCGGGUGCCGCUGUCGGACAAGAGUUGAACGAAGUUGAGAAGAAGGUUUAUGGUGUCGACGACUUGAAGGAGCCUUUGACUCCCCUGGCUUCCGCCUAUGCUCGUGCUCGAGGUGCCGACCGUAUGUCCUCGUUCGGAGACUUCAUUGCACUUUCAGCACCUUGCGACCUUGCGACCGCUAAAAUCAUCUCUCGCGAGGUGUCUGACGGUAUCAUCGCUCCUGGGUACUCAUCAGAGGCUCUUGAUGUCCUCAGCAAGAAGAAGGGCGGCAAAUAUUGCGUACUUCAAAUCGACCCCAACUAUACCCCUGCGGAACUGGAGACCCGUCAAGUGUACGGUAUCCACCUUCAGCAAAGACGUAACGAUGCCAAGAUCGAUGCGACCUUGUUCAACAACAUCGUCACCAAAAACAAGGAGCUUCCAACUCAAGCUCUUACUGACUUGAUUGUCGCAACUCUCGCCCUCAAGUAUACCCAAUCUAACAGCGUUGCUUACGCCUACCGAGGCGCCAUCGUCGGUAUUGGCGCAGGCCAGCAAUCUCGUAUUCACUGUACCCGUUUGGCAGGCACAAAGGCCGAUCUCUGGUGGCUCCGUCACCACCCUCGUGUCCUCGAGCUGCCCUUCAAGAAGGGUGUGAAGCGCGCAGAAAAGGCUAAUGCCAUUGACCUCUACGUCUCUGGAGAAGUCCUCGAAGGUGGUGAACGUGCACACUGGGAGAGUCUCUUCGAGACUGUUCCUACCCCUUUGACUACUGAAGAGAAGGCCGCUCAUGCUAAGCAGUUGGACGGUGUUGCUUGCUCGAGUGAUGCGUUCUUCCCUUUCCCUGAUAAUGUUCAUCGCGCGAGGAGGAGUGGAGUUAAGUAUCUUGCUGCCCCAAGUGGGAGUGUUAUGGAUGCGGAAUGUAUCAAGGCUGCUGAUGAGCAUGAUAUUGUAUUCGCACAUACGUCGUUGAGGUUGUUCCAUCACUAGGUUUCUUGGUUGUGGGAUUAAAACAGACUAUGUAGCAAGUAGUGUGAAAAGUCAAUGCUAAGGGAAAUUCUAAGUAUCAUUUUACUGGAUGCAUAUGGAAUACAGUAGUUUGCUCCCCUUUAAAUAAGACGACAGCGACGGUGUCGGAGUGCAGCCACUGCCAACCACAGAGCAUACUCUUUUGGGCUCAGUCUCCCUACACUUUCACGACGACUUACUGGGCCCAACAACGCUCGUU